GAGUUUGUAGAUCUGCAGCUUGGAGUGUCACGUACACACGCACUCAUGCAAGAGCACGAUCUCUCCGGCUGCUCGCAUGGCUGUGUGCUGCUAGUGGUGCAGAGAAUGACUAAGGAGGAUCCUUACACGGGACCACCACCACCCACCAGAUCGCUGGAUGUAACCUGACCCUGUAUUCUGGGCCUUUGCAUGGCUGGGAAGAAGCAGGCUUCCCCCCCUUCCCCCCCCCCGACAGUGUGGGGUGGGUGUCCUUUUUGUAGGAUAGUAGUGUUGUGACUGUGUUUGUUGCAGGAUGGAAGAAGGAAGGAAAAAAGGUUUGGCUAGUGUCUGAAGACAGAUGGAGGCAAGAGGGUGAGGAGUGGCUGAUUCACUUGCAUGUUUCCACCAUUGUUGUUUUACGUCAGGCUGCUCUGGCUGUCAUGGCUGUGGCUAGCUGUUCUUUUUCACCAGGCCUUUCUCUCUGCUGCAGCCUCGCACAGCUCAGCAGCCAUGUUUUGCCGGCCCUUUUCCUCCAUAACAUUUCUCUCUGUCUCUGUUUAUUUUUCCACCUCAACUAUUCCGUCUGCCGGAUUGAACUGAGAGUUGUUGUAUUUUGAAACCCGAGACGAGGCUACAGGAUACAGAUGUGUGUGUGUGUGUGUGUGUGUGUGUGUGUGCGUGCGUGUGUGUGUGUGUGUGUGUGUGUGUGUGUGUGUGUGUGUGUGUGUGUGUGUGUGUGUGUGUGUGUGUGCAAAUGUGUUUGACCAUGCAUUUGGAUCAAAGAGCAGUCCUGGUUUAACUGCAUGCAUUGUAAAAGCAGAGCAGCUCCAUGGCCGUGCCUUUGUCCCCAACAGCCUCAACACACGGAGAUGGAGACACAGCAUUUCAGUCCCAUGGUGGCUCUCUUGCAUAGCUCAUCAUUUAAGAAAAAUAAAGUUUGUUUUGAGUUACAACCCAUCGAAAGUAUUUUCUAAUAUUGAAUAAUCUGUAUCAGACAAUUCUUUUGAAGGCUGAAAAACGUGUCUGAAAAAACAUGGGUUGUGUGCAAUUAAUAAAUAUGUUGUAUUUGCCGGAGUGACUGUCCUUACAUUUUCCAUAUCACCGAAAGGUUCAUAUCUUAACUUCAAAUUUGUUCAUGUGUUUUGUUCAACCACAAAACUAGCAGUCGGACGAUAAGAAAAUAACUGAAAGUAUUGCAUAUCUUCAAUAUUGUAUUAAUCAUUUGAACCCAGUUAAUUAUCAUCCUCAUACAUUUUAUAUAUAUAUACAAAAAAUACGAACUCUGAUGCCUUGAAGUCUGGCUUUGAUACGCCAGCAGCUUAUAAAUAAAACUCAAAUGGAUUACAUUAGCACACUGGAAUACACUUGUUUCCUUCCUGUAGAAUUUGUUUAAUUAUAGAAAAGCUGCCCAUGUUGUGAUAAGUAAGGACAAUGUUUUGUCUUGCAUGUCAUGAAAAUACCACAUAAAUGUCUCAUGUGUACUAGCAUGUGGUUCUAUCAGAAACAGUUCAAUGCAGUUGACUAAUCAAAAGACAAAUGAGGCAUAAUUAGAGCUGGCAGGAGUCCUGAAGUCAGAACCUCAUGCAUAGAAUAAAUAUCAAAUAUACGAAAGCUGCAACUAAGUUUUGUUGGACACCAGUACACUAUGUGGAGACAACUGAAGCCCAAAACCAGAGCUGAAUGAUGUGUCCACUAUGACUUACAUCCACUCAAGUCAUACUGUAAUGUACAACAUGGGAAUAUAUUCUGCCUUAAUAACAAAAAUAUCCAUAAACACAUCUUGUCAAUUAAGUUGAUCUGUUAUUGUCCAGUAUUGUUGUGAGGAAAGACACAAAGAAGCAGGGCUGAAUAUGAAUGAAUCACAUGCUUACCACCUUGUUUUAGUCAAACAUAUUAGGAGCAUCUUCCAAUGCUGGAAACCUGUUCUGUGCAACACUAUUAAUCCAAUUCCAAUUUGGGAUACAGAGGAAAUUUGGGAUAUCUCUUUGUAUCACUAAUCAUAAAAUAUUAUCAAUAGCCACAAGAACCAUAUCUUUAGAAACAAAAUGUUCUAAAUAUCAGGUUAUUAGUGAUACAUGAACAAACCACUCUGUGAAAAACUUUUACAACAUAGAAUUCAAGAUACAUCUACAGACAACUGUAGCGAAACAAACCUUGUUGUGUAUUUUGGAUGUUUUAUUCCACCUGUCCAAUUGGAAACAUGUGGAAGCAAAAAAGCCCACACUCUCACGCAUCUGUUUCCAUUCCAGUCAAAAACCUACAGUUUGAUAGAGGUGAAAAGAACUGUUAGUUUCACUCACUCAAAUGCACAUGCACCCUACUUGUUUCCUUUAGUGGAUUAGACCGGAUUGUUUUAACUUCAUCUACGAUUUAUUUCUACACAUCUGUAUUACAGAUACAAUGUUAGUCCGUGGGCUGUAGUCAUUAAUUACGUUGAUCAGAAAAUUCAUGUCAAGAAAUAUAUGUACCUUUCAAUUGAGGACACUAUGAUCCAUGGACAUUAUCUGCCUGUUUUUUUAACCAAAAAAUCAGUUUGACACACAAGAAAUCUCAUAAUCUAAUGAGAAAAUCGCUGAUGAAAACGACAAGAAACAUCCAAACAGAUAAAAUACAUAGGCGCAUGUUUAUACCAUUUCCUCUGUGUUGCCCAGGUAAACUCCUCCGACCAGGAACAGGACCAUGGGAGAUAUGAAGACGCCAGACUUUGAUGACCUGCUGGCGGCUUUCGACAUCCCUGACAUGGUGGAUCCUAAAGCCGCCAUUGAAUCUGGCCCCCAUGACGACCAUGAUGGACAGCUCAAGCAUCCUAGUGGUGAAGACGAGUCCCACGGCGCUUCAACAGGACUUGAUGUUGGCGUUAGUGUCAUUGUCAAAAAUAUCCGAAGUGCGGACACUAGGGAGCGUGGUGGAACCAUAUCAGAGAAGGAUGGACAUUUUCAAUCCCCUUUUGUUGACAUUGGCAGUGGACUUCAUAAUAGCUUCUUAGCCGCAAUACAACCACGUGCUCAUUGCACCACGAAUGGAUGGAAAGCUUUCAGCGAGGAAGGACAAUCAAUCAACAGCGAUUCACCAACCUUCAAUGAAUUCAGCCCCAUCUCCAGCGUUGAAGAGUUUGAUGAUGAUGAUGAUAAAAUUGAGGUCGAUGACCCCACGGACCAGCAGGGAGGCCAAUCAUUCACUAAAUUCACAGCCAAGACAGACGACCAGAAUCCCACCUAUCAUGUAUCGUUAGACAAUGCUUCUAAGCCCACAUUAAACAGGGAGGACAAAUCUGAUCAAAAUAAUAACCCCAAUGAAACUCUGGGAUGUUGCAAGUCCAACAAGGUCCCUCAAUCAAGUUUACCUGAAUGGGAGUGGAAAAAAACUGUCCUCGAGUCUCAAGAUCAAGAGUUCAAGGAGACCGGAGAGCCGACGGAGCACGUUAAUGUGUCCAGUACGUCUCAAGUCAAAGCCAAGUCCUCUGCAAAACUUUCAUCUUGUUUAGCGGCCAUAGCUGCCCUCAGUGCCAAAAAGACUUGCACUACAGAUGUGGGUGUUUUGGAUUCUCCUACAAAACAGAAAGAUUCCACCCGUGCCAAUAAAAAUUCCAGAGCUCUGGAGAAACCACAGGAGCAGGAGUCAGCCCUGGAAUUUGCAAAGAGGCUGCUAACAAGACCACCAGACAGUCCCUCGAGCGUCAUCAGUGAGGGUAGCAGCAAAGGUUCCCCUGCCUCAAGCACGGACACCACACCGGUUAUCCCGAAAGUCAGGAUCAAGACAAUCAAGACGUCAACCGGCCAGAUCAAGCGUAUGGUGACCCGAGUUGUGUCAGAGUUGGAUCCUGAAGGUCUGAAAACAAGAGAGAAAAGCGUUGCUGUGAUGGCGACCACCAGUGCAAAGCUCUCCUCCCCUACAGGGCCUCCUCUACCAACCACAGUGUUUGCCACCGCCGGAGGCCCUUCAAUGGAAAUAACCAAGCAAAUGACUAUCAAACCUGUGGCAACAGCUUUCCUGCCUGUCUCUGCAGUCAAGACGGCCGGUUCCCAAAUCAUCAACCUGAAGCUGGCCAACAAUACCACAGUUAAAGCGACAGUCAUCCCCGCUGCAUCAGUGCAAAGUGCCAGCAGCGCCAUCUUAAAAGCUGCCAAGGCCCUCAAGCAACAGACCGUCAUGGUACCUGCCUGCAGUCUGGCUAAUGCCAAACUUGUGCCAAAGAAAGUUCAUCUAAGUAACCUGAACCUUCUGCCUCGGACUGUGUCCUCCGCUGUCUGUGAUCCCAAAAAGGCCCAGUCCUCCUCCAAACAACCACAGCAGAUCAAACAGCGUACGAUUCUCGCUGGCCGGGCCUCAAAGAAACUCUCUAGGAUUCAAGUGUUCAACAGCUCUCAAAGCUCUGUAGUGGACGCUUUCAACAAAGUCCUGAGUAGCAUAAAUCCCGUCCCCGUGUACGUCCCGAACCUCUCUCCCCCAACCUCAGCUUGUAUCUCUCUACCCUCACGUGGCUACAAGUGCCUUGAGUGCGGAGAUUCAUUGGCUCUUGAGAAGAGCCUGGCGCAUCACUACGAGCGUCGCAGUGUGCGGAUCGAGGUCACCUGCAACCACUGUGACGAAAGUCUGUUGUUCUACAACAAAUGCAGCCUCUUGUCCCAUGCCAGGGGACACAAGGACAAAGGGGUGGUCAUGCAGUGCUCACAUCUAAUCCUAAAACCCAUCCCCGCAGAUCAGAUGCUAGCCACAGCACCAUCAUCAGGCCCACCAAACAUCACUGGCCCCACCUCCGCCUCCCGAGCCCAAUUAACCACCCAAAUCCCGGGGAGGGUUGCUGGUUCGGGGUCCCAAAGUACGGUGGUUUCCGCUCCGAGCAGCGCUCCUCUUGCCGCAGCCAUGCCCUUGGAGGAUGAUGCAUCGAAGCUCUGCAGGCACAGCCUCAAGUGCUCGGAGUGUAACAGAAUGUUCCAGGACGACGGCUCGCUGGCUAUGCACUACCAACAGGCACAAGAGUCCAGUGGGCAGAAAACAUGCAGCAUCUGUCAAAUGCUUCUACCAAAUGAGUGCAGCUUUCUGUCGCACCAGCGGAUCCACCAGCACAAGUCUCCUUACAUCUGCCCCGAGUGUGGCGCCAGCUGCCGCUCUGUCCAUUUCCAAUCCCACGUCACAAAGAACUGCCUGCAUUACACGCGCAGGGUUGGCUACCGCUGUAUCCACUGCAGUGUGAUCUUUGCUGAUGCCGCAACUGUAAAGUCCCACAUCCAGAGUUCUCACUGUGAGAUCUUCCAUAAAUGUCCUCUCUGCCCCAUGGCCUUCAAGUCUGCACCUGCGACGCACUCUCAUGUGAACACACAGCAUCCGGCAAUGAAGGCUGGAGAGCCCAAGUUGAUCUAUAAGUGUUCCAUGUGUGACACCGUGUUCACUUUGCAGUCCCUGCUCCACUCCCAUUUUGACCAGCAUAUCAUCAAUCACAAAGUCCCAGUGUUCAAAUGCCCCGACUGCUCCAUGCACUACGCACAGAAACAGCUCAUGUUGGAUCACAUCAAGGCCAUCCACGGCACCCUGAAGAGCACCGAGGGUCCACCAAACUUAGGCAUCAACCUUCCUCUCAGCACCAAGCCCACUAACUCCAACAGCACAAACAGCCCCGGCAACAAUAAUCCCAAGAAAGAUGGACGAAAUGACAAAAGUCGAGACAAGGGAGAAAAGAAGCCUUCACCUUCCCCGCUAAAGAAAAGCAACCGUAACUGCUCAGUGGACCUCAAGAGCCCACCGAGCUCAGGAUACACAUGUGGAGACUGCAGCAGUGUCUUCAGUGCCAGGGAGGUCUUUGUGGCUCACAUGAGGCGUGAACAUGGCAAGAUGCUGAAGAAACACCCGUGUCGGCAGUGCGAGAAGUCCUUCAGCUCCUCCCACAGUCUUUGCAGACACAACCGUCUCAAGCACAAAGGACAGCGGAAGGGUUACACCUGCCCUCACUGUCCGGCUCUCAGUCAGCUGUUCACUAAAAGAGUGCUGCUGGAUCAGCACAUCCAUCUGAUGCAUGGAGACAAAGACCCAGAUGGGACAACCGCAAACUCUGGUCACACGGAGGCUCUACCUGACAAGGAAACGCCCCGCGGCCCCAAAAGGAAGCGAGAAGAGGAUGAGGGGUCCCCAGGCCUGACCAGCGACUCACAGCCCUUAAAGAGGCUCAAGGUGAACAUCCUUAAAGUUCACAAGUGCGCCGUCUGCGGCUGGACCGCCGAGGACGUCGCGGCUUUCCGCGGCCACAUCCCCCAGCACAAGUGCGACGGCUCGUCGCACCAGUGUCAGGAGUGCGGCCUGUGCUACACCUCCCGCCGCUCGCUGGCCAGGCACCUCUUCAUCGUCCACCGGCUGAAGGAGCCGCAGGGCCUCGCCCGGUUCAACGGAAGGGGCAGGGACGACGACGACGACGAGAGCCAGCGGGAGAACCAGCUGGAGGUGGCGGACGGGACACCGAGCACCAAAUGCAAAGUGUGCGGCAGGAUGUUCGAGACUGAGGGCAACCUGAACACUCACAUGAGGACACACGGGAUGGCGUUCAUUAAGGCCAAGAGACUGAGCGCGGCGGAAAAGUGACGCUUUUAAACCAUUCCAAGUGAUUUUGUACUGAUGGUUGUCUCUCUGGUGUAUAUAUACAUACUGUAUAUAUUAUGUAUAUGUGUGCUACAACAUGUACGCAGACAUAAACACCAUAAGUCAGUCACUUUUUGCGUUUAAGUAAAUUGAAGAUAGAUGGAUGAUUUUCUACAGGCUUUGAAUAGAUUUGUUUUGUACAGAACAUUUAUUUUGAAUAGAGUUUCCAUUGUUCUCCCUAGGACUAGAUAAUGUAUGCAUAAUUGGUGUUAUGGGAUUAAUCCUCAUGCAGUUGACGGUGAAUGUUUAAUGUUGUUAGUUUCAAAACAGAAAAAACACACAUACAGUAUAUAAAACUUUUGGCAGCUUCGAGUUUAUUGUUUCUACAAUAAAUAUCAGAAAACACUUAAUUGAAAUUAAAUAAAAAUCAGAAGUAUUCAGACAAAAAAUCCUAUAGUUUGAAAUGAUUAUGAUGACUACGCGAUUAAUGUGGCUGAGAUUAAUGCGAAGAAAUAUUUUAACGCAGUUAACGCAACUUUGUUUUCUUCCGGAGUGCCGGAAGUAAACAAAGUUUACCACGGGAACAAAACUUACUAAAGUGAUUACUCAUAACACGGAAGAUUUAGUCUUUAGAAGAAAAACAAACGUUUAAUCGAAAUUAAUUGCGAUUAAUCAAAAGGGAAUUAUUCACACAAAAGGACCAGUUCAAUUAAAUUAACAAUGACUGAAAAUUGUGACAACCACAACAUUGUUUUCUAUUACUUCUUUUAGUAAAAAUUUGUAUUUAGACAGAAGAUUUUCUACUCUGACAAUGAAACGUGUCUGGCGCUAGAAAUGCGUGUGAGAAGCAGUCAGUGAAUUGUUUGUUGAAUAGAAUGUAUCUUGCUGCUGCCGCAGUUUUCAGCCAUUUCUGAUGCUUGUGUACAAAGCUGUUCUUUACGUCAAUAAAUGAUAAAUUAUAAACCUG
Gasterosteus aculeatus aculeatus (three-spined stickleback) is the source of this 7513-nucleotide messenger RNA. It is a transcript of the gene znf532, whose product is annotated as zinc finger protein 532. The record is from RefSeq and is a predicted model, not a curated record. Lineage: Eukaryota; Metazoa; Chordata; Actinopteri; Perciformes; Gasterosteidae.